GCACCAGGUGUGGCCACUAGCCUAUAUGAAGGCCCAAAAUUGUGUGUUCCUUUCUGCUCUGACAAUGGCAUGCCCAUUCGUGCGAGAUGUGGUGGAUGAAGAAGCACUUGUGCUGAGGAGAGCCUUCAGGCGAGAAAGGGUCUUCAGGGACCGGUUGGACCCACUGGCCUUCCCUGAUGACCAUCUAUAUGAAAGAUACAGGUUUUCUGCAGAUGGCAUCAGGUAUCUAUGCAGACUACUGGGUCCCAGGAUUAAGCACCGCACUGCACGGAGCCAUGCACUGAGUGUGGAGCAAAUGGUUUGUGUGGCCUUGCGCUUUUUUGCUAGUGGAGCCUUCCUGUACUCAGUGGGGGAUGCAGAACAGCUGAACAAGGCCACAAUUUGCCGCACAAUAAGGAGUGUGUGUCUGGCUAUCAAAGCAUUAGCAUUAGCAGAUGUCUUCAUCUCCUUCCCUGGCCACAGAAGACUCUGUGACAUCAAAGAGGAGUUCUAUAGGAUUGCAGAUGGUCUGCAAUGCUGACUGUGUGAUCAGCAAUGUUGUGGCAAAAUGGCCUGGCUCAGUCCAUGACUCCAGAAUCUUUCGGGCCUCUGAAAUCUAUCAGUGCCUAUCACAAGGUGAAUUCUCUGGUGUGUUGCUGGGAGACAGGGGGUAUGGCUGCCAUCCUUUUCUCCUGACACCUUUCACAGACCCCCAGGAAGCACAGCAGGCCUACAACCAUGCCCAUGCCAGGACCAGGGCCAGAGUUGAAAUGACCUUUGGCCUCCUGAAGGCACGCUUUCACUGCCUUCACAAAUUAAGGGUCAGCCCUGUUAGGGCAUGUGAUAUUACUGUGGCUUGUGCUGUCCUCCACAAUGUGGCCUGCCUGAGGAAGGAGAGGGCCCCCAAAGUGCCACCAGCCAUGGACUGGGACAAUCCGGCAAUCUUCCCUGAUGACGACAGUGGUCGGCUGCUGAGGGACCAAUAUGUGUUGAAUUAUUUUAGUUAGUAUGUGUGCUUUCAAUUUUGGUUAAAUAUGUCCUGCGGUGGCAGAGGAAUUUGGGUUUUUUUGGGUUCGUUUUUGACGAAUUUGGCCUCUUAUGAUGUUUGUGCGGUAUACUGUGUGUAAUACAAGGCUGCAGGGAGGCUACUGCAUCCAUUCAUUUGUCUGUUCAGUUGAUGUGUAUGGAUUUGUCCUGCAUUUAUUUUAGUGCGCAGACAUGCAGGGUGUGUUAUAUACAGACCUUUGAAUGUGUAUGUAUCAUUUUGUAUAAUAUGCUUGGAUUCUGUGCUUUCCAUCUUGUAGAGUCACUGUGACUUCAGUUUCGAAAGGAGCUGAUGGUUUACCUGCUUUGUUUUGUCCUUACUCAAUAAAGGAACAUAAUGUUACACAUUGUGUUUUUAUAUUCA
This is a messenger RNA of Oncorhynchus nerka (sockeye salmon), 1387 nucleotides long. Its product is annotated as putative nuclease HARBI1. The transcript has 3 exons. The record is from RefSeq and is a predicted model, not a curated record. NCBI's taxonomy places the organism in Eukaryota, Metazoa, Chordata, Actinopteri, Salmoniformes, Salmonidae. Bases 435 to 986 code for a protein of 183 amino acids.